Molecule: messenger RNA, 912 nt
Organism: Helianthus annuus (common sunflower)
Lineage: Eukaryota; Viridiplantae; Streptophyta; Magnoliopsida; Asterales; Asteraceae
Exons: 1
Coding region: 1-912 (303 amino acids)
Source: RefSeq, a predicted model, not a curated record
AUGGCUAAUCUCGCUAGUGAGUUCGCCAUGAAGGAUCUUGGCCCGUUAAGUUUCUUUCUUGGCAUAUCGGUUUCGCGGCUCCGAGACACCAUGUUUUUGUCUCAACAUGCGUAUGCACUUGACAUCAUCAAACGGGCACACAUGACUCAAUGUAAUUCAGUGGCUACUCCAGUCGAUACCAAUGCCAAACUUAGUGCCUCAUCUGGCGACGAUUUCUCCGACCCCACUCUUUACCGGAGUUUAGCGGGAGCCUUGCAGUAUCUAACGUUUACCCGUCCAGACAUAAGCUAUGCGGUACAGCAAGUUUGCAUGCACAUGCAUGCCCCAAAAACAGGUCAUUGGCUAGCAUUGAAAAGGAUUAUAAGGUAUAUAAAGGGUACCGCCUCCUUUGGUUUAAGAAUCGGCCCCACCACCUCCAACUCGCUGGUAGCCUACACAGACGCCGACUGGGCUGGUUGCCCCGACACUCGACGGUCGACUAGUGGCUAUUGUGUCUACUAUGGUGACAACCUUAUUUCGUGGUCCUCCAAACGGCAACCAACUAUUUCUCGGUCAAGCACGGAAGCCGAAUACCGGGCCGUUGCCAACGUUGUGUCAGAAAUAUGUUGGCUUCGAAAUUUACUUUUGGAGCUCCGUCGUCCACCGUUUCUCGCCACACUCGUCUACUGCGACAGCAUCAGUGCUAUUUACUUGUCGGGAAACCCGGUGCAGCAUCAACGUACAAAACACAUCGAGCUUGACAUUCACUUUGUUCGCGAACAAGUUCAACGCGGCCAGGUUCGGGUCUUACAUGUUCCCUCACGUUAUCAAGUCGCUGACAUCUUUACAAAAGGCCUCCCUCGGAUCCUCUUUGAAGACUUCAGAUCCAGUCUCAGCAUCCGAUCCCCUCCCGCUUCGACUGAGGGGGUGUAA